This is a messenger RNA of Salvia hispanica, 2965 nucleotides long. RefSeq names its product peptidyl serine alpha-galactosyltransferase-like. NCBI's taxonomy places the organism in Eukaryota, Viridiplantae, Streptophyta, Magnoliopsida, Lamiales, Lamiaceae. Gene Ontology annotation, molecular function: glycosyltransferase activity. The record is from RefSeq and is a predicted model, not a curated record.
CAUAAUUUAUACAUAAUUCUUCAAAUAAUUCUGACAAUCAGAGCAUUACAAAAUUCGUCGAAAUUUAAUUUCGCCAAUUAAUUAUACGCAGAAAAAAUGUGAAAGAGAGAGCUGACUUUGGCAAAGAAUCACAUUUCAGAUCCUUUUAUAGAAAGCCCAUUUCGAUUCUGGCUAUGCGACGAUGUCAGUGCUGAGAUUUCUGUGUGUGUUGGUCGCGGCGCUGGUCGGAGGCGGAGCUGCGGCGGCGGUGGCUGGGACUGCGCCGUACAGAGUUCACACGCUUUUCUCGGUGGAGUGCCAGAAAUACUUCGAUUGGCAGACGGUGGGGCUCAUGCACAGCUUCCGCAAGGCCGGGCAGCCCGGCCCGAUCACCCGGCUGCUGAGCUGCACCGAGCAAGAGAGGAAGAAUUAUAAGGGCAUGGACUUGGCUCCCACCUUUGAGGUCCCUUCCAUGAGCUUGCACCCCAAGACUGGUGAUUGGUAUCCGGCGAUUAAUAAACCAGCUGGUGUUGUCCACUGGCUUAAACAUAGCAAAGAAGCAGAAAAUGUUGAUUGGGUGGUUAUAUUGGAUGCUGAUAUGGUUGUUCGAGGUCCAAUCUUACCAUGGGAGCUUGGUGCUGAGAAAGGCAGGCCAGUUGCUGCAUAUUAUGGGUACUUGAUUGGAUGUGACAAUAUUCUUGCUAAGUUACACACAAAGCAUCCUGAACUCUGUGACAAGGUCGGUGGGCUUUUAGCCUUUCACAUUGAUGAUCUUCGAGUUUUUGCACCAUUGUGGUUAUCGAAGACUGAAGAAGUACGGGCAGAUAAAGCUCACUGGUCGACCAACAUCACUGGUGAUAUAUUUGGAACAGGGUGGAUCAGUGAAAUGUAUGGAUAUUCAUUCGGUGCUGCAGAGGUGGGACUUCGUCACAAGAUAAAUGAUAACUUGAUGAUAUAUCCAGGCUAUGUUCCUAGAGAGGGCGUUGAGCCCAUCCUUAUGCACUACGGCUUAACUUUUAAUGUCGGAAAUUGGUCAUUCAGUAAGUUAGAACAUCACGAAGACAGUAUUGUGUAUGAUUGUGGGCGUCUCUUUCCCGAACCCCCUUAUCCUAGAGAGGUGAAAGAAAUGGAAAGUGAUCCAAACAAAAGAAGGGCUCUAUUUCUUAGUUUAGAGUGUAUAAAUACCAUUAAUGAAGGUUUAUUGUUGAACCAUGAAAAACACAGCUGUCCAAAGCCGAAGUGGACGAAAUAUUUGAGUUUCUUAAAGAGCAAAACUUUCGCGGAGAUAACACAACCGAAACAACUGACUCCAAAAACCCUUGAAAUGAUGGAGGAUGUUCACGAACAGAAGCAAGACGUUGGUGAGCCGGAAAAGCCUCACCCAAAAAUACAUACCAUUUUCUCUACAGAAUGCACCCCUUACUUCGAUUGGCAAACUUUGGGGCUUGUCCAUAGUUUCAACCAGAGCGGCCAGCCGGGGGGAAUCACGAGACUUCUAAGUUGUACAGACGAGGACUUGAAGAAAUACAAGGGACGUGAUCUAGCUCCCACUCAUUAUGUCCCGUCCAUGAGCCGACAUCCAUUAACGGGAGACUGGUAUCCGGCAAUUAAUAAACCAGCUGCGGUUCUGCAUUGGAUUAACCAUGUAAAGACCGAUGCAGAAUACAUCGUGAUCCUGGAUGCUGACAUGAUAAUGAGAGGACCAAUCACACCUUGGGAAUUCAAGGCUGCCAAAGGCAGACCUGUUUCGACUCCCUAUGACUACCUCAUUGGCUGCGACAAUGAGCUUGCGAAGAUCCACACGAGCCAUCCUAAGCUUUGUGACAAGGUUGGAGGCGUUAUCAUAAUGCACAUAACGGAUCUAAGAAAAUUCGCUCUACGUUGGUUGCACAAAACGGAGGAAGUCAGAGCCGAUAUGGCCCAUUGGCCUAAAAAAUUCACCGGCGAUAUUUAUGAAGGUGGUUGGAUCAGUGAGAUGUAUGGUUACUCCUUUGCUGCAGCAGAGAUGAAUCUACGGCAUGUCAUAAGCAGGGAAAUCCUGAUAUACCCCGGAUACAUUCCUGCACCUGGUGUGAACUACAGAGUAUUUCACUACGGCUUGGAGUUUAGGGUCGGUAACUGGAGCUUCGACAAAGCUAAAUGGAGACAUAUGGACGUCGCUGACAAAUGUUGGGUUACGUUUCCCGACCCUCCAGAUCCAUCAACCCUCGACCGGUCUAACAAGGAUUCGUUGCAGCGUGACUUGCUUAGCAUAGAGUGUGCAAAAUCCUUGAACGAGGCUCUACGCGGUUAUUAUAGAAAGAAAUGCCUCGAUCCCAAUUCCUUGCUCCCUCCAACACGAGAAACGCGUCAUCCUCCUUCCUUGACGACUCCGACUCAGAAGGCCCCAGAUCUUCCCACCCCGGAUCAUGAGAAGGCCGGUGAAAUUACAACCGCGAGGAAGAUUGGGAAACUCGAUAAAACUGAGGUCACGAGGCAGGAUUCGGAGGUGAAGAACGAAACUAACGAGCUGUCUCCGCCAGAAGAGACGAACCAGGCCUUCACAUCCAUGAGAGUCUGGAUAAUGUGCUUCUGGGCGUUCUCCAUCAUUGGUUUCUUGGUAGUGAUGUAUGUAAUGGUCUCGAAUCGAAGAGGGCAGAGGAAGCGGGGAAAAGUGUAUAAGCCCAAGAGACGAAGCUCGUAUACGGGAUCAUGGGAACGCAAUGCUGAAACGUCGUAGCUUCCCUUGGUAUAUUAUGAUCUGACUCAUUGCUUGCAGAGAUGCCAAGUGGAGCAACACACUCGUAUCUGAACCGCGGCGCCCGCCUUUCAGCAAAGAAAGACGAGCAUCCAUGGCUCGCUCGUCUCACCGGUGCUGGGUGUGGUUUUGCUUCCAUUUUUUGUAAUCGGAGUUUUUGAUGAACUUGAAAUUAAGUAUACUCGGAGUGUAAUUCUUAGGGAAAAGAUAUUUAUACAGAAUGAAUAAAAUGUGAUUGUGAAACCUUUA